CGCAAAAGUUAGUGCGUGGAGGGGCAACGUCGGGUCGUGAAGCCCUCGAAACGGGCUCUGCUCGGUCAGAUACAGCUGUGAGCGGCACUUCCACGGGCAUGACGUCACGGGGUCGUGUUCAGGAAACGUGCCUGCCCGCUGGUCACGAUUUCAGUGGGCUGGUUGGGAAGAUCAUUUUUAGAUAGUUUUGAAGUUGUAUCGAAGCGUGCAAGAAGGAAACUUUUUGUAAUGCAAGAUUAAACAUGCCCUUUUUGUUUAAGUUUAAGUUCAACACUAAACUCGCGCCUUCUUAAAUAACGUAGCGGGGUUCUUCGGUCAUUUUCUCUUUCAUUUCGAGAGUGCUGUUUUAAAUAAUGGCAGACAAGAAGCUGUUGAGCGUGCGGACCCGGCUCGUCGAUGGGCUCAACCACGCGGUCAUCAGGGACCUGCUGGACGACCUGAAUUCGGACGGGGUGCUGAACGAUGGAGAGGUGGAGGAGGUGACCGAGGGGCAGUCUCGCACCCGGGACAAGGCGCGCUGCCUCGUCGAUAUGGUCCGGAAGAAGGGCAGCAGGGCCAGCGAGAAGCUGCUGAGCAGGCUGCAGGAGCGGGACGGCAGCCUGCACGGACAGCUGGAGCUGGACGCCCAGCCAGCGCAGGGCGCCCCUGUGCCCAUCAUAUCCCAGCAGGAGACGCACCCCCCUGGUGUCCUCGUCCCCUGCACUCAACAGUUCUACUCCCGCAUCUUUGCGGAAGAAGCUGAUUCGGUUUAUCCGAUAAAAGAGAAGUCUGGUCGGAAACGCCUGGCCCUGAUCAUCAACAACAUCCUGUUCGAUCGCCCAGACAUGGAGAGGAAAGGGGCAUCCAAGGAUGAGGAGAACAUGGAGAAACUGCUGAAGGACCUGGGCUACACCCCGGAAACCAGCAACAACCUCUCUGCUGAGGACAUGGAGAAGACUCUGAGGGCCUUCGCCAAGCGUGAGGAGCACAAGGAGUCGGACAGCACCUUCGUGGUGAUCAUGUCCCACGGGGUCCGGGAUGGGAUCUGUGGGGUCCACUACCAAAACGAGGAGAGCAAAGAUGUGUUUCCGAACGACAAGAUCUUUGAGAUCCUCAACACCCAGAACUGCCCCGGGCUGAGGAACAAGCCCAAAGUCAUCCUCAUCCAGGCCUGCCGAGGAGAGGGGGGCGGCUAUGCCUUUGUGAGCGACUCUGUACCUGUGGAUCCCAUGGAGUACGAGGAUGAUGCCCUGAGGAAGGAGCACAAGGAGAAAGACUUCAUCUGCCUGUGCUCCAGCACUCCAGACAACAAGUCCUACAGGCACUGUGUGUUGGGGACGAUAUUCUUCCAGCGCAUAGUCGAACAAUUCCAUGCCAACGCCCACAAGGACCACAUCGACGAGCUGUUCAGGAAGGUGCAAAAUGCUUUCAAGGAUUUCCCCAUGCAAAUGCCUAGUAAGGAGAGGACCACUUUGCUGAAGAAAUUCUACCUCUUCCCUGGGCUGUGAGCUGUACACUCAGCCUUGCUGCCACCCCUCCGAUGGGUUACUGCUGAAUGGAAGGGAGCCACUAUAAGAGUCCCAGAUCUGCAAUCUACAGAGCUUUUAAUGUUUUUAUUUUCUUACUGAAGCACUUGUAACCAGACGGCAGGAAGCCACGAACUCUCUGGUAAUCAGCUUUUACUUCCCCAGUCAUCCUCUGUCGUCUGCUGUAGCACAGCGCCCGUGCUUCAUUGAACAAAACCUAACCAGAUCUUUAAGAAUUUAAUUAUUCUGCUACUCGCUUCUCAACUUCAGCUUCUUAUCUCUCUGGACAUUGUCUUAUAUACCAGACAAGACGGAGAGACCGACAUUACGGUUUGAUCUCCAUUCUUGUCUGCAGAACCUCCUCGAUUCUCAGUUACCUGCAAGGACUCACAUUAAUAGAAGCAAUCUCUGUCAGGCCAGUGGACAGUGUCUACUGAUGAUAAAUUCAAAUGAACAAAGUUUCCUUCAAUGCAAAUGUAAUGGAUUUUUAAUGGAAAUACAGUGCCAUACCUGCUACAUCA
Molecule: messenger RNA, 2026 nt
Organism: Lepisosteus oculatus (spotted gar)
Lineage: Eukaryota; Metazoa; Chordata; Actinopteri; Semionotiformes; Lepisosteidae
Product: caspase a
Biological process (GO): regulation of inflammatory response; regulation of apoptotic process; proteolysis
Cellular component (GO): NLRP3 inflammasome complex; IPAF inflammasome complex; AIM2 inflammasome complex
Molecular function (GO): cysteine-type endopeptidase activity
Source: RefSeq, a predicted model, not a curated record